AUGUUCCACCAGAUCCCCCCGAGUCCGGAGCCUGGCCGAGCCCGGGAGCCCGGCGUCGCGCCGAGCUUCUCUUCCGCGCAAACGCGCGGGCCACCGACCGACGGUGGGAAGGCGAGCGAGGCGACCGCGAUCUCGGGACGACAGGUGAAAGGAGUCUACUACGGGAUGCUGGAGUUCCAGGUGAGGGAUGACGCGGAGAUCGCCGUUCGAGAACUGGACCAUCGACGCGUACAAGGUAGCAGUCUUCGACUCCGGGCCUAUCACGGCGAUGGUCCCGGCGCCAUGGGCUGA
Durusdinium trenchii is the source of this 291-nucleotide messenger RNA. The record is from the annotation of a GenBank genome assembly. NCBI's taxonomy places the organism in Eukaryota, Dinophyceae, Suessiales, Symbiodiniaceae.